This is a messenger RNA of Cantharellus anzutake, 2211 nucleotides long. RefSeq lists its product as uncharacterized. The record is from RefSeq and is a predicted model, not a curated record. The transcript has a single exon. Lineage: Eukaryota; Fungi; Basidiomycota; Agaricomycetes; Cantharellales; Hydnaceae. The annotation marks the transcript as partial.
ACAUACGACAUUAGUACUGUGGGAUCUGCCCAGGCAUCAGAGCCGCCACAAUUCCCGAGCUGCAUUCCUUCGACAUUCACCGCGCCACAGACAGAACUUAAAGAGCUAAGGCCUGACGGCCUCGAUCAUGUACUAGCGGACCGUAACAUGGAAGAUUCAGAAGUCCUUAGAGCGCUUAAGAAUUCUUGGAUACCUUCCAAGGCACCCCAUAGUCUGGGAUUCACGGAUUAUACUGAACGGGUCAGCCAAGUCAAGGGACCGGGCUUGAACUCAGCUAAGGAAACGUCAACUGAGAUGGAAUGCUUUCCAUUCCCCAUGCGCGAUUCUAGUCUCGUAUACACCUCAAAUUGCCCUGAGCCGGCAACCCGAGUGACAUCUUUGACAGCACUGCCGGAGCAAAAGCUUAAAGAGCCAAGGCCUGACGGCCUUAACUCUGUUCUAGAAGGACGGGAAGCAGCCCAUGCUGAGGAUUCAAGAGCCGCUGCAGGUCCCUUGGCACUGUCUGGUCCAAAUUCUACGGGAAUUGUCGAGCACGUCGAUACCGCUAAGGGAACAGCUGCAGCACAAGAUUUCCCGUGCAUGCAUCAUGAGCCCGUUGUUGCAGAGCCGUUGCCUGUGACUGCUCAGAACUCAGAGACUGGAUGUACCGUUGUCAAGCCUGGAUCAACGGAGGCAGCAAUGAUAGCUCGCAUUGCACCGAAGUCUUUCACCGGACUUGAAAUCUGUUUUCUUGCUAACUUCUUGACUGCUCAAGAGAAGCCCGUUGUCCACGCCGAAGUCACUGAAGUCACACACCCGCCAGAAAGCUGUGAACGCUCCAGCGGGAGCCAUGAGGAUUCCUUAUGCCGAUCCCAAGAGCUUAGCUCCAACAGUUAUGACAAUCGUGUCGGGAAUUCAGAUCUGGAGUUCCCUCCAAGCCAGCCGCGAUGGUUAGGACCGCAUAUGGUAGACAAGAGACUUCGCAGCGGCGCCCUUGUGUUGCAAGAGUUAGAUGGUGAAGAGUCAAUAAUCCGAGAACCCGUUAAGCCUUCCGAAGGUUAUGAGGAACCAGACAACGAGGCAAAUUAUGCGUCCUACGCCACUAAGCCUAGACACCUGACUCCGCCCAAGCCCUGGGAGCUCAAGGACGAGAAGCUAGCUGAGUAUUGGCAGGAGAAAUACGAGAGCGUGCACGCCAGAGCCGAGAAUCCAGACCUGGGGUCCCAUCCAAGCCAACACGAACAUGAAUUCGAGAAGUUCAUCGAUGAGGACACCCAAUUUUGGAAUUCCCGCCAUGCCACUCAGCUCAAGGAAGACGGUGACCUGAAGACUUUCCCCCCUGGUCCCCCUGACCUGUUUUAUCGGCUAUCCUGGGGCGGGAAGGGCUCUUAUAUUCUUCAAAAUUCUUAUUCCACGCGAAGUGAUCCUGAGCAUAAGUUAGAAGUCAAGUUAUUAUUGGGCAGGCCGACUAUUGAGGUUAUACACUCGGACAAGAGCCCCAUGCUUGUUGCCGCUCCCGCCACUGAGGCCAGCGGCUCGACUAAUGACGAAACUCCCUUAAGAACUAUGCAACGCGAGCUCGACCGCUACCCCCUGUUUCCCUUCGAGUGCUCCAUGGGCUACGGCAACCCUAAUGCGCCACACACACGUCGCCGUAGGAGUCGAGGACGCUAUCGACGCCGCCCACCAGAACCCAGCCGCGAAAGACUUCAAGAAGGCAGACGCGCCUUCCGACGAUCCCCCAUCCGUCAGCAAGAGACAGAUAACAACAAGACAGCACCUAGAAGAACGGCGUUGCCAUUCCUAAGGUCAACUCCCGUGGCGCCACCUGUCCAGAAGGUUGCACCACCCGCUGAUAGUCUCACUAGACCAAGUGAGAUGCCCGUAGCCAUAGUACCAGCGCCAAAGAUUCCACUUGCAAGGGAUUUUACCAUCAAGACCAAUGAGUGGACCCGUCGGGUUAGGGACAUAGACAAAGAAUCCGUCAAGAAGUUCUUUGGCGCUACGCCCGAAUUCCAACCACCCGCUGUGAUCCCCAGAGACCCCAAGGACGCACCCGCUGACGUCGAGCCAGUACUUAAGUCUCCCAGCCCCAUGGAUGAACACCCUAAGGCAGAGCGAGAUGUUAAAGGGCAAGCACGGGCCCAUACUGAAGAGGAUUCUGCCUCAAGGAAGACCUCAGUGUCACGUAGGAGUUCUCGUCGGGAAUCCGCUGCUCCCUCCUCAUGUUAA